UCAGGCGAAGUGCGCAGCUCCAAAUUGUGUAACUAACAGCCUCGGCAUGCUCGCGGAGGCCCGAGGAGUUGUCGCGCGCACUCAGCAGUACCGGAAGGUUUCCGUGGGCGAGCUCUGUGUGUUUUCGGUGCCGGGACGCCGUUACUGCUCUUUUCCGGAGCGGGGGAUCGCGGAGUUCUGCGCGUGAGCCGCUGGACUGAAGGUGGAGGAUGGAGGUGAUGGAGGAGGCGUCUGCUGCUCGCUUCUGUCCCACUAAAGCCCCGGGCAGCCUGAUGAAGUGGAGGAAGAGGGUCAAGUCCGAGUACAUGAGGCUGAGGCAGCUGAAGCGCUUCCGCAAGGCCGAGGAGGUGAAGGCUCUGUUCCUGUCAAACAGGCGUAAGAUUGAGGGAAGGACCGACCUGUUAAACGAGGAGUGGUCUAAGCUCAGGAUCCAGUCCAUCCCUCUAUCCACACCGAGUGGCUCGCUGGCCAGUAAGAAGCAGUGCAUGGUGGAGUUCGACUUUCCCUCAUUCCCCAGCCAGGCAGUUGCCAUGAGACCCCUGACAACGGUUGCUGGGAUACCAUUCAUGUACUCCUGGUCCCCCUUGCAGCAGAACUUCAUGGUGGAGGAUGAAACAUUUCUGCACAACAUCCCUUAUAUGGGAGACGAGGUACUGGAGCAGGAUGAAGCUUUUCUUGAGGAGCUCAUAGAUAACUAUGAUGGGGUCCAUGGGGAUAGAGACAGAGGCUUCAUCAACGACGAGAUCUUUAAGGAGCUUGUGGAGGCUCUGAGUCAGUAUUCGGAUCAGGAUGAGGAGGAGGAGAGCACGGAGGAGGAGGAGGAGGAUGGAGAGCAGGAGCGAUGCCUGAGGAAGAGCACAGGAGAGAGUUCGGCUGAGAACAAGGCUGGAUCUCUGGCCUUUAAGAGGAAGCGCAGGAGAGUCACUGAGGGCAGUGAGCUGUCUGUCAGUAAGAAAAUCCCUCACGACAAGAUCUUCACUGCCAUCGCGUCCAUGUUCCCUUAUAAAGGCACGAUGGAGGAGCUCAAGGAGAAGUAUAAAGACCUGCUGGAGCCUGCGAGUGCGGUGAAGCUUCCUCCUCUCUGCACCCCCAACAUGGACGGCCCCUUCGCCAAGUCCGUGCAGCGAGAACAGAGUCUGCACUCUUUCCAUACGCUCUUCUGCCGCCGCUGCUUCAAAUACGAUUGCUUCCUUCACCGUGAGACCACUGGCACUUGUCAAGCAGACACACAGCAUCGUACAUUCCAUGCCUCCCCUAAUGUCUAUAAGAGGAAGACUAAAGAGAUCCGGAAAGAGACGGAGCCCUGUGGAUUAGACUGCUUCCUGCUACAGAAAGGAGCAAAAGAGUUUGCCGAUCAGUACAUGUUGAGGUCACGGAGGUCUCGUCGGCGCAGGCGCCAGCCACGCCCCUCCAGCUCAACAGGCCCUGCCCCCUCGGGUUCAGCCGAGGAGAGGAAAGAUGGAGAGAGUGACCAUGAGACCACAAGUUCCUCGGAGGGUAACUCUCGGUGUCCCAGCCCCACUAAGCUGAGGCAGGGUGAGGAGCUGAUGGAGGAAGGCGCGUCUCCUCUGCAGUGGAGCGGCGCAGACGAGUCGCUCUUCAGAGUUCUGCACGGCACGUAUUACAACAACUUCUGCUCCAUCGCACGCCUCCUCGGCACCAAGACCUGCAAACAGGUAUACGAGUUUGCCGUGAAAGAGGUCCUGAUUCAUCGAGUUCCUCUAGAAGAUGGAGGCAUCUCACCCCAAAAGAAGAAAAGAAAACACCGGUUAUGGGCCAAGAUCCAGUUAAAGAAAGAUAAUUCGUCUAAUCAGGUGUACAACUACCAGCCAUGUGACCACCCCGAGCAUCCGUGCGACAGCUCGUGUCCCUGUGUGAUGACCCAGAACUUCUGCGAGAAAUUCUGCCAGUGUGAUCAAGAGUGUCAGAACCGUUUCCCAGGCUGCCGCUGUAAGACGCAGUGUAACACCAAGCAGUGUCCGUGUUACCUGGCUGUGCGUGAGUGUGACCCCGACCUCUGCUUGACCUGUGGAGCUUCGGACCGCUGGGACAGCAAGCAGGUUUCCUGCAAGAACUGCAGCAUCCAGAGAGGAUUCAAAAAGCACCUGCUCCUGGCUCCAUCAGAUGUAGCAGGAUGGGGAACUUUCAUCAAGGAGCCGGUUCAGAAAAACGAGUUCAUCUCCGAGUACUGUGGAGAGCUUAUUUCCCAGGAUGAAGCAGACAGAAGAGGCAGAAUCUACGACAAGUACAUGUCCAGCUUCCUGUUCAACCUGAACAACGACUUUGUGGUGGACGCGACACGGAAAGGGAACAAGAUUCGCUUCGCUAACCAUUCGGUCAAUCCCAACUGCUACGCAAAAGUGGUAAUGGUGAAUGGCGACCAUCGCAUCGGGAUCUUUGCCAAAAGGGCCAUCCAGCAGGGAGAGGAGCUGUUUUUCGACUACAGUACAUCCCUGGAUCCCUCGUAGGUACAGUCAAGCCGACGCUCUCAAAUACGUGGGCAUCGAGAGGGAGAUUGAUGUGGUCUGAUUUUCCCGCCUUCCGUCUUUCCUGCCCGCAAUGCACCUCCCCUCACUCAGGACUGCAGUUCUAUAAUGUGGUUGCCUGGAUACAUCUUCGGUUACAAGAAGGGAUUCUGUGAUGUCAUAACAUUACGAUAACGGUAUGAUAUCAAAGAAUCGCUCAUGACAAAAUAUCACAAAAUUAAAAAAAAAAAAAGUUUGGAUAAAAAACUUUCGGUAUUUUAGAACAUGGGGUUAAUUGAAUUGUCUGGACUAGCAUGUUUGUUGGUGUGUAAAGUAAAAAAAAAAAAGAGGCUAGUGUUCUUAAUAGAAAUCACUCUUACAGGUCAAGGAUUUCCAACAAUUAUUUUAUACAAAAAAAAAGAGCGUAAGCUAGCUAACAAUGUUAGCUUAUUCGGUUAGCUAAUAUGCUAAUUAGUGAUGCAUUAACAUUCCCAGCUUAACCUGACAGGAAUGCUAAACAAAUAAUCCCCAGCUAUAAGAUACACAUAGCUAAAUGUGCUAACUUAGCAGUUUCUGUUAUGCUAGCAGCAUGCAGGCUAGUACAGGAAAUAACAGUCUAUUAUACUAAUGCAAAUGGCUCACAUUCUACUAAGAACAUUAGCUAGUCCUGAAUGGUAGCACUUGCUACAGAGCUAGCACACGAAUGAUACGAUUAGCAAAGUAAUGUGGGAAUAUUUGUACCUCAUGUUCACUUAGCUAUGCUACAGCAAUGACGGAACGACUUAUCAAUCUGAAAAGUUAAAAAAAAAAUCACCUCAGAUAGGGGUGUCCCUUUCCAUUACUCACAUAUUUUUUAUUUUUCCUGACAAGAAGGCGUCAAAAGCUGCUAAUUUGGCUAAUCUGGAGCAGAGCGCGUUCUUCACUUCAGUUAACGUUUUCACGGUGUGGUAAACUCUGUACACAAGCUUCUGAAUAGCGGUUUUAGCAUCCUUAUAUCCUCUACAUCAUGUAUAGUUGCAAACUAGGAGACAUAUGUAUGGUUGCUGUUAGUUUUGGUCAGUUUAUUCACACGGAAACGGAUGAACUUCACAUCUGCAAUAAUGUUAUCGUUAGCGAUUAUGCAGCGUGCUGUAAUGUUAGCUUGUUACGCUAAUCUGCAAAGCUUUGCCAUUUGCUACUUUAACAUUCACACACUUUUUUUUUUUUUUAAGAAAUGUUUCUAUAACGAUGCCAUCUCAUAUCAGCAACGCUAAUCCGUAUCGAAACGGGAUCCCUGGCUACUCCAGCGCUAACAUUUCAGCUGUGGCUAACUAUGUAGCACAAACAAGCAGAUAAACUAGCAACAGUCACAAGUUUCCACAGGGUUGCCAUGUUUCAGCAGGAAUUCUAGACCAACAGCACAUCAUCACAAAAAUGACUUGAGACUAUCCCAAAAUAUUCAGGAAUUGGAAUCAGGAAUCAUUAACAGUUAUUCCACAAAAUCAAGUCGUACAUGAGCUGAUAGCCGACGAGGUGCGUAGCACCGAGGUUAAGUGGAAUAACUGUUUUAUUCUAUCCACACUCACUGGAUUUUGAGAAACGGAGCAUUUUUAUUUUUUGCAAAUUCAAUAAAUAAAAACUUUUACACAAAACGUCCAACAAAAUAAUUUCCACUUAGAAUGUAAACAAACCGGCGAAAUGACAGGAGCAAUUUGUGAAAAAUGCGAUAAUAUUAAUAUUUAUUGAAUUUUUUUUUUUUAAAAAAGGUACGUUCUUACCUUCAAAUACUUCUUUUUUUCACUUUUUUUUUAUUUUUUGGGGUUUUGUUUUCAAGAAGUUAUUUUGUCCUCGGUUGGUUCAGCAACACGCUGCGCCUCCCCCCACUCAUGGUAUAUGAGCUGUUAUCCUAGUAGUAGAGUAGCCAAUCAGAGCACACGAUUGCUCAUAUCCAGUGAAUGUGGAUAGAAUAAUUUCUGAUAGACAUUAUCUGUAGUAAAACUUUUUAAUCACCAGGUACGGACAUUUUCCUCUCCAUUUUUGGGGGGCAAUAUAUUUUCUUACAAAAGAAAUUAUUCUGUCCAUCAUAGAUGGCCAACACUGUCCACACUUUCACUUUCCUUUUGUUUGCUGUCGCAUAUGUUUUGGACAUGAGAUGUAAUUGUAAUUAUUGGAAGAAAAAAUAGAUAUACGCUGCACCUUUUUUUUUUUUUUUUUAAACGCGUGACUCUGGCAACCCUGGGUAUCCAUUAUGUUUUAAUCUUCAUAGCACAUCUGGUGUUCUGUAACAAGAAGCAAAAAAAAAAAAAAAGAACCAUACAAGCCGACAAGGUGAAUGUGCACUUCAAGCUAAUGAUAAAGGAAAGAACUGUCCGAGAUUCGUUCAUAGGGUCUUUUAUUAUCUUUUUGUUGUUGUUUUAAAAGCGAGUGGGUUCUAUGAUUCUUCUCCCUGUUGUAAUGAGCUAAUCCAAACUAAAUUCACCGUUCUGACCGACUAUUUAGUGCGUUCUCCACACGGAGGAUUUGAGAAGGCUGCGAAAACUUUAACCAUGCUAUAAUUUCUGUAAUAUUAACGAAAGCAUGCUAAACAGAACAGAAAACAUAAUGUGCUAGUUUAAUCCUGUUAACCGCACAUGAUCUUUAGUGCAUAACAUUUGUGCAUCAUUGUGCUUGAUGUGACAUGAUGUGACAUGUAAUAUUUAGCUCCAUUUUUGCCAAAUCGACCUCUUCAAAUCUUCCGCCGAAGGAACGUCACGUACCAAUCCACAAGGCGUUUCCUACACAUUCCAUCUUAAGGUACUGAUCUAUAUACACGAGUAAAAUCACACCAAUUCGUAAGUAAUCGCAAAUGUUAUACAUCCUACAAGAAAGCAGAAUCAAAAUCAGACAAGAUUCUUCAUUUGCUUUUUAUCUGCUGAUCAUAUUUUUAUACAGUAUAUGGGUCAAAGACACCACUUUAGGACGGGGGUUUUUUGGUUGUUGUUUUGCCUCAAGGCUUUUCAUUUCACAGAAAAUUAUUAAUAUGCAUAAAUACACUCACCAGCCACUUUCAUAGGAACUUGUUCUUCUGCUGUUGCAUGCUGAGAUGCUUUUCUGCUCACCGCGGUUGUAAAGAGUUGCUAUGAGUUACUAUGUCCUUCCUGGCAAAAAAGCUCUAACCAAUCUGGCCAUUUUCCUCCGUCUCUUAUCAAGACGACAUUUGUUUCCACCCACAGAACUGUCACUCACUCAGUGUUUUUUGUUUUUUACACCAUUCUGUGUAGAGACUGUUGUAUGUGAAAACCCCAGGAGAGCAGCAGUUUCUGAAAUACUCAAACUAGUCCAUCUGGCUCAAACCAACACCCAUGCCACCAGUGAAAGAAAGUCACACUUUGAGAUCACAAUUUUCCCAUUCUGAUGUUUGAAGUGAACAUUAAAGCUAGACUGCCUUUCAGAUUUUUCAAGUGUAGGUCAUAAAAAUAAUUUUUCCCGACACCCAGUUAUUUCUGCUUAGUGGACCGAAAGCUACUGAAUUUGAAUCACAGACUUUUUUUCCAAUUUUUAGUUUUUUUAAAAAUAGAACAAUUAAUAAAUUUAUCUCCACGUCGCUCUAAAUUCUCCACUACUUUUUCCUGCUUCACCAUGACCCAAUACAAGAUACUAUGUCAUGCAUCACGUGGUGGGUUUUCCCCGUUCGCGCAAGGCAUUGCGGGAUGCAAAUUUGAAACCGGAGAGAAAAAUGGAGGACGCGAAUGUGCGAAUGAAACGUGAAAGACCGACUACAGUAACGGAAAGAAAGCGAGAAGAAAAGAUGUUAUGUUAUAUACGAAGGAAAGGAAGCGCAGGACCAAACUAAUAAAUAUUGGCGCUCAGCGAGCACCUCGGUGUGAUCAGCUGUUCGUUUGGCGACAGAACGAUGGAACUGUCAGUGCAUGCUCAAAGGUAAACCUGUAGAUGGCAGUAAUGCGACACCGUGGAUGCCAGCUGCCGUAAAACCCAGAAGAAGAUGACGAAGGUAAACCUGCGCAUGCGCACACGGACUUCCUCUGUCUGCUUGACUGCGCGAAGCGAGCGAUUUCAUGCACAUUUAUUUGCUUUAAUCCCCUCAAAUUAAAUAACUUCCCAGCCACAGAAUGACCUGAAAUAUUUUGAGACAUUACAGAAAUAAACACGUAUCACAAUAACCAAAUUUCAGAGGAAACUAAAUUUCACUCAUAAAGUGGCCGCCCAGUGAGUGUAUGAAAUAUCGUUCCAUUGAAUUUAGCUUUCAAACGUGUUUCGAAAAGCUCUUACUAAGAAAGAAAUAAAGUUCUGAACGGAUCGAUUUGUAAAUAUUGAUGUUAAAUGUUCUGAUAUGAAGAACAAAAAGUAUUUAGUGCGCCAAAUAUAAUUAUCUGUUUGGGUUUAAAUCCAAAAUGGGCGUGGCUUAUUGAUGUAAUUGUUUAUUAUUAUUUAUUUUAUUUAAAUAAACCCUACACCUCUGGAAACAAUGGAAAGCACUAGAAAAAAGAAAAAAAACAGAUCACCACUGUCAGCACGUGUGAAUUCUGACUCAGGACAGUUCCUCAACCUCAGCUACAUCGCUCCAGUUCAUAACUCGUCUUAAAUGGAGAUGAGCGUCUGUAUCUCAUGAAAGUAAAAACCUCCUCCUUGUGCAACUUGCACGCUGUACAUCCAGCAGGAUCUCAUUGGGUUCAAAUAGGUGCCAUUUCUGGAAUAACAAAAAUAAUAGCACCCCUUGUAUUCGUAUCCGUGCUUUUUAUCGUAUUCAUUUAGAAGACAUUAUCAACGUAUUUGGUUACUGUUGCAGAAUCAGGUGUGGAGUUUUUAUUUUUUGUUUGUUUUUGACCCAUAUAAAAAAUGAGAGAGAGCUAUUCUUGACUUUACAUGUUGAAACUUAAGAAUUCGACUUUCCGAAAUUUCCUUUUGUUUUGGAAUGCCGUAGUGGUUUCGUUCAGAACUCGAAAUAUUCCCUUUUUUUGUUGUUUCAUUGCCAAGUACACUUAGUAAAAACAGAGGACACGACAAAGGAAAAGAGGAGGAGAGUAACAGUCGGGUUUUUUAUAGGCCGCAUACAUGAGGUCAUGGUUACGACUUUCUGAUUGGGACUCGGCGAUGACUCGAGCAAACGGGAAUAUUAGGAAAUCAACAUGGCAGUCUGGUCCUCCACUCAGUCAUAGAACCACAUUCGGGUUUUUGUUUUUUUGUUUUUUUUUGCGGGGUUAAAAGAAAAAUUGAAGCCUACCUUAAAACAUUGUGUCCAUUUAACCGUCACUUCUUUUACAACUCCCUUUCCUGUAUUCAUGUUAAGACAUUCUUUAUCUUCUGAAGAAGUCUUCCCAUUUCAGUAUGUGCCAAAUACGAGAUACGCUGACUCAGAAAGCAAAGUGGAAUUCAUAGCGCUUUUAAAAAAUGAAUUAUUACCUUUAACUUUUGGAAUUUAUGACACAUUUCAAGUUCCCCUUUUGUGAAAUAGUUUUCAUUUAAUAUAUUCUACAUGUACAAUGAGACAAUAAAAUACUAUCCAAGCUCUAAAGGAUUUGAGACUGAAUAUAUUGUUAUAGAAUAUUAUUUCUCUACUACGUAUAUACGAUCAUUGCUUACGCCAACCUACUCUUUAUAAAAAGAGCUCUGUGAGGUGACUGAAAUGCCAUGGAAGGUAGAUGUGGAUGUGAAAGCAAGCAGGUCUGUGUAUGGAAAAUAAAUUUAUAACUUUGAA
Molecule: messenger RNA, 8139 nt
Organism: Neoarius graeffei (lesser salmon catfish)
Lineage: Eukaryota; Metazoa; Chordata; Actinopteri; Siluriformes; Ariidae
Gene: ezh1
Product: enhancer of zeste 1 polycomb repressive complex 2 subunit
Exons: 20
Coding region: 210-2468 (752 amino acids)
Biological process (GO): chromatin remodeling
Molecular function (GO): histone H3K27 methyltransferase activity; protein binding
Source: RefSeq, a predicted model, not a curated record